AUGCUGCCCCUGGCCCUGGCCGCCGCCCUGCCCGUGGACUUCGCCUGCGCCGCCUGGCCUUACGACCUAGUGACCGUUCCAGGGUACCUGAUCAAGCCCCAGCACUACGUAUUCUCACCCUUCGGGGUGCUGUGCGUGCAUCCCGAUGAGAGCUCCGAGGCACUUUCCUUGGGCGCCUGGCAUCGGGAGGCCAGGCUGUGGCAGCUGAUGCAGUACAUUCCCUUCUUCCGCCUUUUCUUGGUCCGCAAAGCCUUCACUCGGUGGUACUUUAACGUCAAACAUUUGCAAUACUUGAAGCUCCGGGAGAAGCUGAGCCUCCAGUUGCUUCAAGCAGUGCCCCAUUUUGGAGCAGCGCUUCUUCACAUAUCCAGGCUCUUGCAGGAACUGGAAGCCGUUCACUGGCUGCCAACGGGCACCAGCAGGUGUUACAACUUUGUGGAACUCAAGCGGUCCCUGGCCCAGAUAAACAGCAACGCGGACUGGUUCCUUCACAGGUUCCUCUGCCUCUGCACCUCCAUCUUGGAGCUGGUGCGGGAUGACACCUACAAGAUGGUCCAUGGGCUGCAGAUGGAAGUGCAGGGCUACAAGUUGUACAUCACCAAAGAGUCCCCGUACCAGCAGCGGCUGCAGUUCGAGAGGCUGCAAUGCCGCUUGCGAGAGGCAGAGUCCUGGCUGCAGAAGCUGGGUGUCCUGGCCGUGCUGGUGAACUUCCUCGUUUGCCAGACCCUCAUCUCGGUGAUGCACGAGGAAAGCUCCACCUUCAUCAAUUGUACCAUGCAGGCCGAUGGCUCCACCCGGAAAGCCGUCCUCCGGGUGCAGCUGGUGUUCAGUGCGGACAAUCAGCUCGUGGUCUUUCCCUCCAGUGGGGAGCUGGAAGACUGCCUGCUGGGGGCUCUGCGAACCAUGGUGGAGACAGUCCUGGAGACCACACGGGUUAAAAGCGAGAAGGCAGAAGCUCAAGCAGGCCCCAGAACCGGGACGCCUGAAGCAGAGCACCCAGCCUCCCAAGCAGCUGGAGACCCCGUGGCCGGCCCAGCCAGCGGGCAUGACCAGAUCUCCAAGUUGCGUGAGCAGCUGCAGCAGAUGUCUGUGACGGUGCUGUGCAGUGAUAAAGCUCAGCUGCUCCAUCGUUUGGACCUGAAGGCCUGCAUUGGGCUGCAGGUGGUGGGCCACCGGCUGCGGGCCGAGUACCCUUUGCUGUCUCGUGAGCAGCUGGAGACCGACCUGCACUCAGACAGCAUCAUCCAGAAGGCCAUGGCUAAAUUGCGGGACCUCUUCAUGGCUGGGCUGGCAGAGACGCAGCUGCUCUGCCGAGAGUACUCUUGGCUGGGCCAGAUCUACCAGUACGUGCACAGCUGGAGCGACAGCCAGCUGGAGAGCAUGAGGGGCCUGCCGGCAGAAGAGUACGUGAAUCAGAUCCUCAAGUUGCGCACCUGGGCGGUCCAGGUGCAGAAGGUGCCCCAAGUGGUCAUCACCUUCAAUCGCUUCUUCCUGGUGGACUGCGGUGGCAUUCUUCAGGACAUCCUGCCCCCCCUGGCCUCCAUCGACAAAGACAUCCUGACCCUCCUGCUGAGCGAGACCACCAAGCGCAGCGAGCAGUUCAUUGCCGAGUUGGCCUCUGUCCUGCAGCUGUACAUGAACGUUGGCACCGACAUCUUCACCGUUGCCAAGUGCUCGCAGAAGCUGGAGCACUACCAAGGCCAGAUGGCUGAGCUGCAGGAAUACGUGGACUACGUGCGCGCCCUCAACGACGUCAUCCAGCAGUGCUAUCGCCCUCUGAGCCCCAGUGAAGAAAGUCUGGAAAACAUGCUCCUGGACACCUGGGAUGCCUUCGUGUACCAGCAGCGGGAGGUCUCUGACUUCAUUGUUUCACGCCGCCUGACCAUCAUUGAGGAGCUCAGCAGCUCCCUCCAGGACGCGACUCGGGAGCUCCAGGAGCUGCUGACCACAGUUACUUUAGGCCGCUUCCAGGACCCGGCCCAGAACCCUCGUGUCAUGGAGGACGAGCUGAUCCGGCUCCUGCAGCGCUUCCAGGCUUUGGUGGGACGUGUCACGGACCUCUGCCACUCGCAGCGGAUUCUGACAGGGGGGCGCACGGACCUCUCUCUCCUCACCAGGCAGCAGGAGGUCAUUGAGAUUCACAUCCGCGUCUGGCAGCUGUUCCGCAUCGUCUCUGAGCAGAUCACGGAGUGGAAGUGCUUGGCCUUCAUCAAGUUCAGCACCCCUCUGGCCCUGGAGAAGACGGAGGAGUGGCAGAAGGAGGGGGCCAGGCUGGAGGGCUCCCUGCCCAGCCACCACCGUGUCAUGCAGGCUUGCCUCUCAGCCAUUGCCAACUUCCAGAAGUACCUGCCUUUGCUCCUGAAGCUCGGCAGCCACUUCCUUAAGCUCAGCUGCUGGAAGGAGAUCUUCGCUGUCAUGGGUGCCAAGUGCCCAAUGAAUAUGCAGUUCACCCUGGGCCAGCUCCUUUCCUACCCAUUGCUGGAAUAUAGCGAUGCCAUCUUCAGGGUCUAUGCCCAUGAGAAAAGCCGUCAUUACGCCAGAGACACACUCCUGCGUCUCCAGAGGGCCUGGGCGGAGAAGCAGUUCCGCCUCGUCAAUUUCAUCCUCAACGUGCCCUACCAGGAACCGCAGCCGGAACGCUUCCGGCGACCAACUAGUGGCCGCCAGCGCGCAGCCAAGCUUGAAUACAUCUCCAAGGAUAGUGGCACCUUUGUGCUGUCAGAUACCACUGAAUUGAAGGCUGCCGUGGAGCACAACAUCUUGAUCCUCCAGAACAUGAUCCUGUCUCCCUUCUCCUCCGACAUCCUGGAAGAGGCCAAGAGCUGGGUGUCCACACUGCGCACUUUUGAAUCCCUUCUUUAUUCCUGGGUGAGUUUCCAACAGAAGUGGGUCUUCCUGAACAUGGUUCUCUACGAGAUGAAUAUCUCCCUGCCCAGUGCAGAGCUGGAUUCUCGGUUCCAGCGACUGGAUGCCCAUUUCCGGGAGGUCAUGCGGCUGACGUGCAACGAUCCCCUGGUGCUGUCCAGCGUCCAGUUGGGGCCAGGCUCCAGCCGGGACAGCCGCUUCAUUGGGGCCGCACUGCAGGCAGCUUUCCUGGAGGGCUGUGCCGACCUGCAGGGUCUCAUCCGGGCCCUGGACUACGUUCUGGAGGCCACCCGGAUGGGCUUCCCCCGCCUCUUCUUCCUCAGCAACGAAGAACUGGUGGCCAUGCUGUCUACCGCCAAUGAAACUGCGGACGCCUCGGCUUGGUCCCAACGUUGCUUCCCUGGAGUGUGCCAACUGGACCUGCUCCUGCCCCCAACUUCGCAAAACGCCGACGCCAUCUCUGCUGAGCUGCCCAUGGUGCAGGUGGUCGGCCUGAUAGGCAGCCAUGGCGAGAAGCUGAAGCUGUGUAGCUCAGUCCCCCUCGGCCGGAAAGUCACCCAGUGGCUCUGCAUCCUGGAGCACCACAUGAAGGAGUCCGUCUUCAACCAACUGCAGGAGUGCGUGGCCCAGCGCCUGGCUCUCAGCCCGCAGCUGGAUUUGGCCUUUGAGCGGCGCCCUGGCCCCACGGAACUGCCCCUGCACUUGGUGGCCGAGCGCUGGGCGGGGCUAGGCAACACCUUCCCGACCCAAUGCGUGCUAGUGGCCGAGGAGGCGCUGUGGCGGGUGGCAGUGGAAGAAGCCUUCUUGAACCGGCGGCUGCGGAAGGGGCUGGAGCUCAGGCUCAGCCUGAAGCUGGAGGCCGUGGUGCACUACAUCCGCAACUACCGCAGUGUCCACACCUGGAACCCAGAGCAGGACCCCCUGGGCAUGUUGCUGGGGGCCCUGAUCAUCAUCACCAUUCAGCAACGUGACCUCACCUCCCAGCUGCUCAAGCGCAAGGAGGUCUCUGCCCACCACUUCGAGUGGGCCCGGCACCUCAAGUACAGCGUCCACCUGCUGCCUGAGAAAGCCCGGGCAGCGGGGCUCCCUCCGAGUUGCUCCUGGGUGGGCAGCCCUCCCGGCUGCUGGGCCGAAGUCCUGGACAGACGCUUCCCUUACGACUAUGAGUUUCUGGGCACCAGCUCGCAGCUGCUGGGCAGCCCCUCGCUGGACAGGACCUUCCUGGGGCUCCUGCAAGCCUUGGAGGAGUUCUGCUGUGGGGGCCUGCUGGGCCGGCCGGACGUGGGCAAGUCUCACACCGUGCAGGGCUUGGCUCAGUUGCUGGGCCGCCACCUGGUCACGCUGCACUGCACUAGGCAAAUGUCCAUCAGCUGCCUCUCCCGGCACCUCUGUGGGGCUGUGCAUUCGGGGGCCCUGCUGCUGCUGGAGACGGUCGAGCGCUUGGAGCCAGCCGUGCUCUCUGCCUUCAGCCAUCGCCUGGUGGACCUGCAGAGGAUGUGCCUGAACUUGCAGGAGGGGGGCAGGGCGACCCCCUCUGCCCAGCCCUCGGCCGUCUUCCCCGCUGGCAGCCCAGGUUCGGAGAGCUCGGAGAGCUCGGAGGAGGGCGAGGAGCAGCCCGUUGGUUUGCCAGAGCUGGGCACCGAUGAGGCUGAGCCCUACCAGCCACGGGUGCUGGGAAACAUCCUUUUCGGGGGGAGGCUGCUUCGUGUGCGGGAGACCUACGGCUGCGUGGUCACCCUGGAGUCCCUUCCGGAGCAGCUGCGCCUGGCCCUGCGCCCCUUGGCCGUGCGGCCCCCUGAUCUCACGAGACUUGCGGAAGUCAUGCUGCUUGCGGCUGGCUUCCGAGAGGCCACACGCCUGGCGGAGAAACUGUGUGCUUUCCUGGAGUUGGAGAGGAUGCUCCAGUCCGGGCCCCACUUGGUCAGCCCCACCCUCAUCCGAAAGGUGAUUGGGAUGGCCAUCGACAUCCUGUUUGCUCCCACUCCACGGCAAGAGCCUUUGGCUUCCAGAGCCAAGCCCUCUCCUCGGACAGCCUUCUUCCUGGGCCUUGAGGAAGAGCCCGCUGUGGUGAAGGCUCUGCGCCGCUCGCCUUUGCUCACUGGCCCCGAGGGCCCUCGGCUGCACAACGUGCGUGAGCUGCUCCACGAAGUCUUCCCCAGCGCCGCCCUGCCCCCUUCCGAGCAGCUGCCCCCUCGGCUGCAGAGCGCCCUGGUGGCUCAGUUGCAGGAGGACAAGCUGCAGCCGGACCCGGACCUCCUCCUGGCUGCCAGCCAGCUCUCCCAGGCAAUGCAGGGGGCCACUGGCAUCCUCCUCCUGGGGCCCUCCGGAAGCGGCAAGACCACCGCCUGGCGAACCUUGUCCAAGGCCCAGAGUAGGCUGGCGGCCAGCGAUGCCACGCCAGGCAUGCAGGGUUCGAGUGCCCGUGAGAAGGGGGCCUUCCGGCCUGUAAGCACUGUCUGCUUGUGGCCCAACGCCCUGAGUGUCUCCGAGUUUCUGGGCAGCCUGGAGGGCAGCCUCUGGCAGGACGGGGUCUUCUCCCGGAUCCUGCAACAGGCAGCCACCUCAGCUGCCGCUUGUGGGACCGGCGAGGGCAGCUCCCAGCAGUGGCUGGUGCUGGAUGGGGCUGCUUGCCAAGAGUGGCUGGAGCCCAUCUCCUUGCUCUUCAGCGCCCGACCGUUCUUCAGCCUGCCCAAUGGGCAGAGGCUGCGGGCCCCCAAGAACCUCCGCUUCCUCUUUGAGAUGCUGGACGCCUCAGAGGUGCCCCCCUCGGUCUGCACCCACUGCGCCCUGCUGCACCUGGAGGGCUCCCGGCUGUGGCAGGUGCUGCUCUCCUCGGCCUUUGCCCCCGCGCAGCACAAGUACAGCCUCUCCCUGGAGACCCUGGCCACGCUUCACGGCCUGGCCAAGGAGCUCUUCCCGGCCACCGUGGCCUUCCUGGAGCAGCACUGCUGCCCGGCCCUGCUGCCCCACGCCCACCCCCAGCACCCGCUGGCCCAAGGGGUCCAGGAGACCACGGCCUUUGCCAGGAUCUUCCAGGCGCUGCUCAAGCACUACAUGUGCCACGACCAGCUCAAGCCCCGGCCGGCUGUCAAGGGGGCCACAGAAAUCGGCUCCUGGCCACCCACCAGCUUGAAGGCUCACAGUCUGGAUGAGGACCCCGCCCAGCCCCCCCUGCUGGCCCAGAGCAUCUUUGUCUUCGCCUACGUUUGGGGCUUUGGGAGCCACCUGCAGACCAGGUACUGGCCUCUCUUUGACCGCUUUGUCCGCAGGGCCCUCCGUAACAGCAGCUUGUCCAUCCAACUCCCUGCAGCGGUUUCCGCUUUUGAUCUCUAUCCUCUGGCCGAGGACGGCACUCUGAGGCCUUUCAACGGCCGUUAUCUGCACAGUUACAUCAAGGCCCUUCCUGCGGGCUUCUCAGUGUUGCCGCAGAACGAGCGGGUGCUUUUUGUACUGAACAUGUUGCUGGGCGCAGACCAGCCCAUCCUCCUGGUCGGGGAGCCGGGCUGUGGAAAAUCUACCUUUGCCGAGAUGCUUCUGCAGCCCAACUACUUGUAUCACCGGGUGUGCCUCACGCCUGCGUUCAGCACAGGGCACCUGCGCCAACUGCUGCACAGGAGGUCUCAGAGCCCCCUGCGGGAGAAAGGCCUCUUCCCCACUGGCAAGCCCACUCGGGGCACCGUGAGCAAAGCACACUUCCUCUUCUUGAUGGAGGAUUUGCACCUGGCUUUUGUCGAUCCAGUCCGAGGCACCAGCCCUGUGAUUGAGUCUCUGCGCCAGACCCUCACCCUCCAGCAGUUCUACCACGCCGAGACUCUGGAGCUGCAGCAGUGGCCAGCCACAGGUUUCAACUGCUUUGGUACGCUUUCCAUCCCAAUCACCGGCAGCCUGCCGCUGUGCCCUCGUUUUGGCAGGCUUUUCAGCACGGUCGUGCUCCCGGACAUGAGCAGGGAGUCUUUGCUCACCAUGCACACUGGCACGGUUUUAAGCUGGCUGGAGAAAUUUCCUCUGCUGACCCGGCAUCAUGAGUUGGCCUCCACGGUGGUCAAGGCCACCCUGGACACUUAUGAAGCAGUGAGUAGAAGGUUCCACCCCUCCCCUGCCUGCUGCCUCUUCCAGUUCUCUUUGCACGAUGUUGCGAAGGUGAUCAAGGGGAUGCUUCUGCUGCGGCCCCGCCCAGGGGUUCAUCUGAGCACCCACCCGGAAGACCACGGUUCCAAGGUGGCGAGCCCCAGGCGCAUGUCUGUUAUGGGGAGGCCGGCUGUGGGCACAGGGUACACCGCAGUACUCAGUACCCGGUUGGUCAUCCGGCUUUGGAUGCACGAGAGCCUACGCACCUUCUGUGACCCUCUGCGAGGAAAGCAGCAGCGGGAACUCUGUGAGCAAAUACUGUUGGAAAUCGCCACCUCUCUCUUCUGCGCCAAGCAUUGCGUCCUGCGGGUGGUUCCCUCCCUUCCUUCUGUUCACACACACACCGCUACUCAAUUUCCCAGCACGUCCAACACCUGUCUGGCCACGGCCUCUGUAGGGGAGGAGGACCCCAGAGAGGAGCAUCUCCUGUUGACUCUGCAAGCUGAGCCUGAGUUCCCGUACAGCGGUGGCUAUCCAAACUCCUGGGAUCCUGUGGAGCAGGCCCCAGCCCUGGCGCUUGACCCACCAGAUCCCUCUCCCUGGGAAGAAGUUGCCCUGGGAGAACCAGAAAACGAGACCCCCGAAACAGAGCCCGAAGAAGUGGAUGUGGGGAAGAAGCCAAGCAGUGGGAAGCCCAACCAAAUGAGAGUGUCCGAGGCUCACGCCACACCCCACCGGUCUUUCCUCAUGCGAGUCAAGCGCCGCAGCUCAGGCAGGAAGGACAGCUCUGGCCCACUGCUGCCGCUUCACCUCCUGCUCCUGCAGAGCGAGUCCCCAGCAGACAUUGUCUUCAGCAAGGACCUGGGCCCUGACUUCUCUGGCCCCAAUGCGCACAAUCCCUACCAGGAGAAGCUCUGGAAAACCCUAGAGACGCAGCUGCGCUCUUGCCUGCCCCCUGACUUCUUGUUGUGCUCAGACGUACUGAGGCAUGUGGUACGGCUGGCCCGCCUGCUCUGGGGACCAGACAGGCACGGGGCCCUGGUGUCUUUUGUCCGGGGCACAGGCCGGCAGUCCCUGGUGGCUCUGGUUGCUCAUGCCACAGACACCCAACUCGUUAACCUGCCAGCAAGCGCUAGUGAGGCAGAGGCACUGGCACUACUGAGGUCGGCAAGCUGGCAGGCUGGGAUUACGGGGAGGCGAGUGAUGCUGCUGGUGCACUCGGGAGUGAGUGUGGCCCUCUUGCAUCAGGUCCUGGCGCUGAUGACCGAAGGCACCUGCCCUGGACUCUCCAGCUCGGACGAUUCCAUGGCCAUCAUCCAGGCCAUGCUGCAGGAGAACCAGAGCAUCAAGCGCAACAUGCGGGAGGACCUCGUGCUGCAGAAGUUCUUCCAGUUGGUGCGUUCCAACUUGCACGUGUUCCUGCUCUUGGGGGCUCCUGGGUCCUUGGCGCUCCCACCCCUGACAGCCACAGCAUUGGCUCAGUCGCUCUGCAGCUUGGAGAUCUACCAGAACUGGAGCCAGGAGUCCUUGCUGCAGGUGGCCUCCAAGCGCUUGAAGGGCCACUUCAAGAGUGCCACACGGUUUACCCGAGAGCCCCUGUCCUUGCAUGCCCAGAAGGACCUGCUGCACAACACGGCUGUGGCUGCAUCCCAGAUCCACUCCUCGGCAGCUGACUACGCCUCCUCCCUGGACAACAGCCUACCCCUCGUCAGCCCCAAGAGCUUCCUGGACUUCCUGGAUUCCUACAUCUACCUGUUUGACAGCCUGCAGGAGCAGGUCACCAGGAGAGCCGAACGGAUGAAGCUGGCAUUGCAGAAGAUGGGAGAAGUGAGCAAGAAGCAGCAAGAACAUACGCGGGAUGUCCGGGUCCUGCAGCAGAAACUGAUCAAGAUUAAACAGCAAAUGGCCCAGAGCCAGAAGGAGGUGGAACGGGAACAAGAGGUGCUGAAGCAGCAGGAGGUGGAGUGCCGGAAGUUUGAGGCUCGCAUCGAUGUCCUGACCAAGAAAAGAGACGCUUUGGAGAAGAAGAAGGAGACGGCCAUGAAGAAGGUGAGCCAGGACUACAAGGCUGCCCUGGCUGCCCUCCGAGUGCAGGACAUCGAGGAGCUGCGAAGUUAUCGGCAACCCCCCGCUUUGGUGGUCCAGGUGACCGACCCCCUCUGCCUGAUGUUCCAGGUGGAGCCCGGGUGGGAGAGCGCCAAGCUUUUGCUCAACAAGGAGGAUUUCUACCAGGAUCUGGUCUUCUACCCCAAGGAGACUCUCGGCAUGCAGCUCUUCCAGGCUCUGGGCCAAGUGGUCGACCAAAAGGGUUUGUCUGUGGCUGCCAUCCAGAAUGCCAGCCAAGCAGCUGCAGCUCUUUAUCAAUGGAUCUGCUCCGUCUACUGGUACCACCGGGCGCUACGUGAGUGGCAGCCGGCCAUGCUGCAGCUGCAGUCCUGCGAGGACCAGAUCAACGCAGAGAAAGUCAGCCUGGGCGACCGGCGCCUUCACUCAGAGUACCUGCGGGACACCACCCAGGCCCGCAUCCGGGAGCUGAGGCAGAAGCAGGAGCACCAGGAGAAGCUGCUUCAGCAGCUCACGCAGUCCUUGCAGGCCAAAGAGGAGGCCAGCACAGUGGAGAGCUCCGUGGCUGAGCACCUGGCCAGCUGGACGACCAUGGCCAAGGACCUGGAGUUCCAGCAGAGCACGGUGCACGGCGAUGCCCUUCUCUCUUCUGCAAUUGUCUCCUACCUGGGUCCUUUCUCCCCACUGCGGCGGAAGGAGCUGCUGGAGAAGUGGCAGGCCAUGUGCGAAGGGUCCCGGGUUCCCCUGGGCCCCUGUGAUGUCAGCUGGCUCCUGCAGAAGGAAUUGCCCUGCCCGGGCCAGGCGUCCUCCGGCCCACCGCUGCUCUCACUGCGGAAGCCACUGAAGGUGGCUUCUUUGCUCAGUUCCGCUCAGCAGCAGCGCCUCUGGGAUCGGCUGCACAAGCCGAAGGAUGCCGAGAGUCGCCUUACCGCCAUGAUCGUCCAUUCCAGCGUCCGCCUGCGGGCCCACCGGUGGCCUCUCUUGGUCGACCCGGACAAGCAGGCCCAGACCUGGCUGCUGAUGACUUCCUCUUUGGAAGAGGAGGAGUCCCAGGCCCAGGCCCUCUCUGACCUGGUGCCGGACAUGGUGGAGCAAGGGGGCAGCGAUGAGGUCCCCGAGGACAACCUGGAGAUCUUGUCCCUGACCAGCCCUGGCCUCGAGCAGAGCCUCAAGGACGCCAUCAAGUUCGGCAACCCUGUGCUGCUGACCGACAUUGAAAAGGAUGUUCCCUGGUGUUCGGCCCUCCAGCAGUUGAUGGAGAAGGGACCCUUUUGGGGCUGCUCAGAGGGCAACAUUUUCUUCCCUGCCUCCGAAGAAGACGGAGGGGGAGCCGAGCACCUGCCCGUCACGCCUUCCUUUUCCUUGUACCUGUGCACCGAGCUGCCUGUUAAGUCUUUGGCUGCAGAGGCCGACCAUUCGCUCCUGAAGAGGCUGAACCUCAUCGACCUCAGCCUCAGCCGGGGGGCCCUGGAGGACCGGCUGCUGGGCGAGGUGCUGCACGUGGAGCGCCCGGAGAUCCUGAAGAACCAGCAGAUCUUGUAUCUCGGGAUCCUGCAGCUGGAAGGCAAGCUGGAGGCCACGGAGGAGGAGCUGAUGGACCUGAUUUCGCAGCCGCAGCGGUCGCUCUUGGAGGAGGAGAACUUCAUGCCGAUCGUGCGGCUCCUCCAGACCCAGAUCCAAGCGCUGCAUGCCACGCACAGGCACAUGGUCUCCCAGCACCAGGACCAGGAGGUGCUGUGCGGCAGGUAUCGGCCAGUGGCCUGCCUGGCGGUGGGGCUGCACGAGGCGCUCCAGCAGGUGGGCCGCCUGCACCCGCUCUACCGCUUCCCCACUGACUUCUGCGUCAGCCGCGUGCGGCAAGCCCUGAUCUCAGCCAAGCGCCAGGAGGCCAGCAAGCAGGAUUCCCUGGAGGCCCGGUUGAUGGAGCUCAGCAGGAUGGUGCUCUGGCACCUGCUCACCCAGGCCCUGCCCUGCCUGCGGGAGGCACACCGUCCGCUCUGCUUCUUCCUGGGAGCCGUGACCAUGCUGCAAGUGCUGGGGGACAUCAGCCCCCUGGAGUGGCUGGCCUUUGCCCAGGGCCUGCGAGACCCGGCCGCCAAGGCCCUCCUCCUGCCCCCGGCACCCAGCCCGGCCUGCCCCAGCUGGGUGAGUGCGGAGGCCUGGGAGGAGUGCGCCUUGCUGGAGAACCUUCCUGGCUUCCAUGGGCUGCUGGCCUCUCUGGCCGAGAAAGCAGUGCAGUGGCAGGAGUACUUCUCCCUGCCCUCCACGGUGGUGGGGCCGGCUCUGUGCCCCAGCCAUGCGCACCUCACCCCUUUCCAGCGUGCCAUCCUUUGGCGCAUUCUGUGCCCCAGGGCCAUGUGCCAGAUGGUUUCCGAUCUUACCACCUGCUUGCUUGGUUGGUCUUUCACUGAAAAAAUGGCAGCCGUCAGUCCCUACUCCUAUAGCCGCACCAACAAGCCAGUCAUCUUGGUCACGGUCCCGGCCGGAUCACAGGUCUCCUUUACGCAUCCUUUGCUCUGGAUCCAGCAGAUGGCAGCCCAGCGGGGACGGAAGGGAAGAGUGGUCGUCAUCUCCUUUGGUACCCCAGAUGCGUCCCGGCGUGUCCAGCGAACGUUGCCCAUUUGCACCAAGAAGGGGAAGUGGCUAGUCCUGGACAACUGCCAGCUACUGAGCUGCUGGGAUCCUGAGCUUCUGCAGCAGCUGGACCUGAUAUUGACCACCCCAGCAGGACUGAGCAAAGGGGCCCCCCUGCAGAUCCACCCCAAGUUCCGGCUCUGGCUCAUCACGUCGCUCGAUGCCCCUGACUCCGUGCCAGGGCCCGUGCACCGCUGUGCCACCACCUUCUUCUGCGAGAUGCCCCUGGAGCUGAAAGGCAUCCUGGCCCGCACUCACCAGUGGCUUCAGGGACAGGUCCAGAACCUGGACACGGAGAGGCGACUCUCACUGCUUGUCCUCCAUGGGGUCCUGCUGUACCGGCAGAACUACGCCCCAUGGACACAGGCCGCAUCCUACCUCUGGAGUCACGGGGAGAUCUUGGCAGGCCUCAGGGCUCUCGAGAAGCUGAGCUGGAUGGCUGACCCCUCUGAGGAAGCGCAGCUGCAGCUGGCAGGGACCAUCCUCUAUGGAGGCCACGUUCUGGAUGAGGGGGAUGCGCAGGCAGUGGAGAGCUUGUGCCAGCAGUGCUUGGCUCCCGCUUCCCACGCACUGCCCGGCUCUGGCCUUCAGAUGCUCCUUGCUGCGGUCAUCGGCCACGCAAGCCCAGGGCUCUUCGAAGAUGAGGCCUCGGCAGCCACCCAGGGGCGGAUGCAGCAGCUGCCCAGCCCCAUGGAUCCUGCCUGGGUAGGCCUGUGUGGCAGCCUGCAGGCCCAAAUGCUGGCCGACCGCAGCCACGCCCUGCUCUCGGCCCUGAAGGCGUCCCAGGGCCUUUGGCCUCGCUGGACCUGCCAGCCCCCGACAGCGCUGGAGCAGCUGGCCAAGCGAGGCCUGGAGGUGGUGCAGGAGCUGCAGGAGCAGCUGGAGCAAUGUGGCCGGGAGGUGGGAGCCCGAGGGCGCCCCCCCCACGGGCAGCCCCGCCCCAAGCCCCGCCCCCUGCAGCGCUUCCUACAGGAGGAGGCGGGCGCCUUCCUGGCUCUUCUGGAACAGGUGGGCAGGGACCUGGCCUGCGCCCUGCGGGGGCUGCCCUGCUCUUCAGCCCGCUGCAGAGCCCUCCUCCAGGCCCUGCAGCGGGGGCAGCUGCCCCGCCACUGGCUAGCCUACAUGCCCACCGGGCCCGAGCCCUUGCAGGACUGGCUGGGGACGCUCCAGCGGCGGGGCGAGCUCCUGUGCCGCUACCUGCGCUCCAUUGGGGGGGAGCCGGUGGUCUGCUACCAGCUGGCAGCCUUCCAGCACCCACAGCGCCUCUUCCUGGCCCUGCUCCAAGAGACGGCCCGGGCCGAGAAGCAAGAGCUGGGGAGCUUCCGCCUGGACCAGCAGGUGCUGCCCAGCCUGCUGUCCCCCAGCACUGCCCCCGAGAAGGGCCUCUACCUGGGUGGCCUGGAGGUCCAUCAUGCUGCCUGGAACGCCCACAGUGGCCACCUCCAGGAGACCCUCUCGGCACAAGCCUGUCAGCUGCCUGCAGUUUGGGUGAAAGCCAGCCAGGAGCCCUGGGCGGAGGCCUCUGUCUCCUCCAAGUACCAAUGCCCUGUGUACUUGGGGACCCCCCAGGCAGCCCUGGAUCUCCGCAGUCAGCGGGUCGUCAUGCAUCUGGCUCUCCCUUCCAAGGUGCCUCCUGAGCUGUGCACCCAGCUGCGGGUUCAUGCCAUCAGCAUUCUGCGGUGAGAGGCCACCGCAAGGGCCAAACUACGGGAGAAGCCCUGGGGUCAAGCUGCCGCAACCCUUCCCCCUUGUAGGCAGAGA
Notechis scutatus (mainland tiger snake) is the source of this 13392-nucleotide messenger RNA. The record is from RefSeq and is a predicted model, not a curated record. NCBI's taxonomy places the organism in Eukaryota, Metazoa, Chordata, Lepidosauria, Squamata, Elapidae.